Molecule: messenger RNA, 3581 nt
Organism: Lepisosteus oculatus (spotted gar)
Lineage: Eukaryota; Metazoa; Chordata; Actinopteri; Semionotiformes; Lepisosteidae
Gene: snx7
Product: sorting nexin 7
Biological process (GO): autophagy of mitochondrion; endocytic recycling; reticulophagy
Cellular component (GO): phagophore assembly site; early endosome
Molecular function (GO): phosphatidylinositol binding
Source: RefSeq, a predicted model, not a curated record
CACCGGAGGCCUUGAGCUCAUGAUGACAAUUUAAUAACAAAGCACUAUAAACUGAUAAUCGCAACUAAAAGUUUGUUUAUUUAAAACCAGUCACACUUUCGAUUCCCACGUAUGGUUGCGUUUUUUUUUCUCUCUCGGAGAUUGCAGUCUUUCCUGUCUGCGAUAUUUCCGUUGUUGCGCAGUGAGAAUCUGAUUUUCCAGGCGGAGGCUUGAGUUGCAGUGCUUGCCGCUGAACUGAACUGAAUACCUUGCUGGGUUGUCCGGAGUUUGCAGGGAGUUGAUAUGGAUACUUUGAACAGUGAAACUGCAACAGAUUCCGCUGUAUGCAGCACUUUUGCCAAAGCUGCACCGGAUUUCUCCAGGCAAAUGCUAGACUUAGAUGAAGAUGAGGACCUGGAGGUUUUCAGCAAGGAUACAACUUUGACAGAUGGCAGCUCCUUCAAUGCUUCUAUGCCAACAUCCCCCUCAUCAAUGAUUAAUCAGUAUAAGUUUGAGGAAGAGCCAGACACUAAAGAUAUAUUCAUUACAGUGGAUUGCCCUGAGAGCCAUGUGACAGCUAUAGAGACCUUCAUUACAUACAAGAUUUCAACUAAGACCACUCGUAGUGAGUUUGACUCUUGUGAGUAUGAAGUCCGCAGACGCUAUCAGGAUUUUCUUUGGUUAAAAGGCAAACUGGAGGAGAAGUAUCCAACUUUAAUCAUUCAUCCACUGCCAGAGAAGUUUAUCGUAAAGGGAAUGAUGGAAAGAUUCAAUGAAGAUUUCAUUGAGACGCGCAGGAAAGCACUUCACAGAUUCUUAAACAAAAUUGCAGAUCAUCCUCUUCUCUCUUGUGAUGAAGACUUCAAAUUUUUUCUCACAGCACAAGCCGAGGAGCUGACUUCUCACAAAAAGCAGGGCCCUAGCAUCCUAAGCAGGGUAGGAGAAACUGUGCGGGCAGUCGCUGCCUCAGUACGAGGUGUUAAGAAUCGACCAGAGGAGUUCACGGCAAUCGGUGAUUACGUUGAGACGUUCAGUCAAAAGAUGAUUGUGCUGGAUAAAAUUACACAAAGAAUUUCCAAAGAACAGAAAGAGUAUUUGGAGGAGAUGAAGGAAUAUGGUCCAGUUUAUAUGCUGUGGUCUGGAUCUGAAGUAGAACUUGGGGAUUCUCUUAAAGAUAUGGCUAACUGCAUCGACAAAUGCUGCAGAGAAACUGAGGAGCAAGUGAAUGCACUGUCUGAAAAUGUGGUUCCAGUUCUGCAUGAAUAUGUUCUUUGUGCAGAGACCUUAAAGGCUGUACUAAGAAGACGGGACAACAUUCAAGCUGAAUAUGAAGCAAAAAAUGAUGCUUUAGCAAAUAAGAAGUCAGACAGAGACUCACUGAAGGACUCUGAUCUAAGCUUUGUCUUUGGGGGUUUCCUCGGCAAAAACCCUGAAGAAGCCAAACAGCAGAAGCAGCAGAAACUUGAUGGUGAAAUUGAAGAGCUUAAAGAAGACAUUGAGAAGCUUGAAGAUAAAGUGGAGUGUGCCAAUAGUGCUUUUAAAGUAGACUGGGAAAGGUGGCUGAAAAGUAUGCAAGGUGAUCUGAAAGCUACAUUCCUGAACAUGGCUGACACAAAUAUUAAUUAUUAUGAAAAGUGUCUUGCCAUAUGGGAGUCCUUCCUCAUUUCCCAAAAAAAUGAGCUCAGUGUGGAGAAUGGCAGAGAUGAGUAAUUCUAGGACAGCCUCCGGCACUCUUAACAACUGACCAAAGCAGUACCCCAGGUUACUUAAGGACAUUUAUAUUGAAUUGUGUUUUUUUCCACCCAUUUAUUUUUAUAUUAUAAAAAUACAGACCAUGAUGCAUUGCCAAGAAUUCUGUCUAAAAGUCAACCUCAGGGUAUUCAAGUGCCACAAUACAUUGGAUCAGGAUACUCAGUUCCACAUAUGUGGCCUUGUUCAUAAAAGAUGCAUAAAUAAAUACGAAUGAACUGUGGGGAAAACUGAUGCACAUGCAAUUGGUAUUUCUGUUCUACUUAUAUAGGAUGGAAAACGUUAAGAAAUAUUUAAGUAGUGGUUGAUUUCUUUUUUUCCCCACUACACAUUCCUUAGCUUUGUAAAAAAUAAAAUGAAAAAUAGAAAUUAGAAGCAUUAGCAGUAAGCGGUUAGUUGUGUAAGCAAACCUAGCUAGGUUAAAAAUGUGAUUAAACUUCAGUGUGUGUUUUUGUAAGAUUAACUAGGUCACUGAUGCAUGGCUUCAGUUGUGCAUUUAUUAUAGUGACUUGUCUUUGGUCACCGUUAAUCCAUUCCUCUGUGUUACACGGGCUUCUUGUGAAUACAUGAGUUGAUUUUUGCCCUACUUUGGGCUAAUUAAUAUUUUAUAUAAAAAGUCCUUGCUUUAUAAAUGCAUGUAACAAAACCAUUUUGCCUAAACUGGUGUUAUUCUUUAAAAUUGUUGUCCAUGUUGGCUUGCAUAACAGAGUAAUUUGUACGGGGAGAAUUACUGAACGUAAUCUUACGAUUCACAAUGAGCAUCCGUGCAUUCGUAUAAAAUUAGAUCAGAGAAAAACAAUCCCAGUUUGAUUCAUGUCGGCCUUAAAAACUGCUCUGCUGUCAAGGAUUUCUCUAUCAAAAAGCUGCCUCUUCUCAUGUAUCUGAUAGAUGCAUACUUAUAUUUCUUUGAUGGUGCCCAGCAGAGUAUUCAAUAUAGCUACAAAAAAAGAAGCUGCACAGCUUGAGGUUUGUAAUCCCUUAGCAUCAUUAGGUGGUGAGCAUUUAUUAUUACUAUGGUAUAUAUCUGGGAAUUUAGCUAUAAACGUCAUUAUACUGAAUCUGCAGUCCAAAGUAAAGGAAGAAAAUGGUUUCGUAUUUUGAAAGUGAGGCACACAGCACUUAACGUACAUCUCCUGAUAAGAUGUUCAUUUUUCUUGAGCUGGUGGCAUUUGAGGUGUCAAAAAAGUAAUGAAAAUGCAAUAGUUUACCGUAGUAACACAUUUAAAACAUCUGAAACAUUUUGCAUUUAUCUUUUCACAUUUGUGAAGAAAAUCAUUUUCUACCUUAAAGCUAGAAUCCUGGAUCGUUCAGGCAUGUAAUUUGGAUGAAAAGUAUACACCUAAUGCAAUUUCUGUUACUGACAUACAAUGUAAACUUUUUUUAAUGAUAAAAUUAUCCUUUUACAUAUGUUUUUGUUUGGUGAAUUUUAAGAACUGUUUUUUUUUCAUUUACCCUUUUCUGAAUGGCUAAAUGCUGAUAUUUAAUCGCUGGAAGUUUAUUUAAAUGAAACGCUUACAAAAAAAACAAACCUCAGCCACAUUACAUUUGUAUGAUAUACCAGAUACAAAACUGGGUUAUUGGCUUGGUUUUAUCACAUUAAAUAUUAAAUUGUUCUCUUUAAAUUGUUCUCAGUGGCCUUGGUUUAUUCUAUUUAUAAGUGUUUUCCUUAGUAUUACAGCUGUACUGAGCUGUGUCCAAUUUUAUUGUUUUGAAUUUUUUAAUUCCACCAUUACUGCAAAUUGUAAAUUUUCUGUUCAGUAGUAUCAGUUUUGUUGACUGUUUUAGGUUGAUACGCUAAAACAUCAUCUUCAGUCAAUAUGUACCUAUUAUAUGAAAUAAAACAUUUGUACAAA